AUGGCUGUUUCGGCAUCGGUUACUGCGCCCGGUCUUGAAACAAAAAUGAAGAAAAAGACUAAGUCAAAGAAGAAGAAAGGAAAGGCACCGGAAAGGGUUGAACAUGCGGUUGAAUCGGCUCCCGCGCACUCGUCCGUCCCCGUUGCCAACACUCAAAGUCGGGCCCCAUCUCGUCCGCCGAACCCAGAUACUCUUGAAGAGAACUGGGUCACGGUGGUAAAGAAGGGACGUCCGCUCCGAGAGAAAGAAGGACAGACACAACCAAAGAAAGCCUCAUGGGACUCCCAGCGGGGAACCAUGUUGAGAAUAACCGGACUAGACAGACCAAGACGUAACCCCCUUAGUUUGCAGGACCUGGUUCAGAGUAUGGUCUCCGAAGAAUCCAAGUGGAAAGCUGUCCAGGCGUUCUGCGAGGAGGUACUCAAGGCCAAGGAGGAUACUGAGCGGGCCCGGGAAAUAGAACCGGGGGCUACGCUCCAGAGAAGAAGAAGAACAGGGAGGCGCAGACGCAACUAUGCGAAUGCGCCGUAA
Molecule: messenger RNA, 531 nt
Organism: Leptosia nina
Lineage: Eukaryota; Metazoa; Arthropoda; Insecta; Lepidoptera; Pieridae
Source: the annotation of a GenBank genome assembly